Molecule: messenger RNA, 813 nt
Organism: Corylus avellana
Lineage: Eukaryota; Viridiplantae; Streptophyta; Magnoliopsida; Fagales; Betulaceae
Source: RefSeq, a predicted model, not a curated record
AUGAGUCUCAUAAGUUGGAACUGCCGAGGGCUUGGGAACCCUCGGACAGUUCGAGACCUUAGCCACAUGGUUAAGGAAAAGAAACCCAAUUUUUUGUUUCUAAUGGAAACCAUUAGUAACAAAAAGCGGAUGGAGCAGUUGAGAGUGAAACUUGGAUAUGAAGGAUUAUUUGUGGUGGAGCCAGUGGGGAGGAGUGGGGGUUUGGCUCUAUUAUGGCGGGAGGCGCAUGAAUUAGAAAUCCAAAAUUAUUCACGACGGCAUAUUAAUGCAAUUGUGAAGUUGGCGGACGAAGAUUUCCAAUGGAAGCUUACCGGGUUUUACGGGCAUCCUGAUUCCACAAAACGAGGUGAAUCAUGGUCUCUUCUCUCACAUCUUAGAGGUUUUUCCCCGGUUCCAUGGCUCUGUGUAGGAGACUUCAAUGAAAUAACCCACCAAUCUGAGAAAUUGGGGGCAAGCAGGCGCAGGGAGAGUCAAAUGGAGGCAUUCCGGGCAGUACUUGAGGAGUGUUACUUGGGGGAUUUGGGAUUCUCAGGUCCGAAAUACACUUGGUCAAACAAGCGUCAAGAUGACACAUUUACUCAAGAAAGAUUGGACCGAGGCGUGGGAAACAGCAGUUGGUGUGCUAAAUACAAAUCGGUUGGGGUCCAUGUCAUGGCAGCCAGGGCGUCGGACCACAAUCCGGUUUUUGUCUCUUUUCAUAAUCAGCAACCCACGGGUAGGAAGGGGAGAAAGAGCUUCAAAUUUGAGGCUAGUUGGCUCCCAGAUGAAGAAUGUGAUGCCAUUAUAAAAAAAUGCUUGGGAGGGCGAUAUUGA